This is a messenger RNA of Epithele typhae, 3078 nucleotides long. RefSeq names its product DNase I-like protein. The transcript has 25 exons. Gene Ontology annotation, molecular function: phosphatidylinositol-4,5-bisphosphate 5-phosphatase activity. The record is from RefSeq and is a predicted model, not a curated record. Lineage: Eukaryota; Fungi; Basidiomycota; Agaricomycetes; Polyporales; Epitheliaceae. The coding region runs from base 1 to 3078 and encodes 1025 amino acids. Gene Ontology annotation, biological process: phosphatidylinositol dephosphorylation; signal transduction.
AUGGCGGCCUCCGGAAGGAAGCCGAUGGACGUCGCCCAGGAAAUGAUCCGUGCAACGGAGGAGGUCACGAUUGCCAUCGACGCAAAGUCUUCCAUCCGCGACGAUGUCGACUCCGACACCUGGGCCGACCACGAGCCUCCGGUCCAGCGGAGGAAGAUCAUAGCCGUCGUCACCCACCCGCAUCCGAAUGGCCUGCAUGUCCAAGGAUGCGUCUUCAUUAUAACCCAGAAACCGCCUCGUAUGGAGUCCAUACCUGACGAAUACGUGGUGGAGCACGCGUACCUGAUCGUGCCUGGGUUCUCGAUAUCGAUGUCUCAACCUAGACGGUCCACAAUCGAUCUGACUCCUAGCAUGAGCGCUUUCAGUCAGGCAAAGACAGUGCACCCAAAGAGUGAGAUGACCGUCACCAUCAGUCCUGGUGAAGAUACCCCUUAUCCGUCUAUCAAGCUUCAAACAAAUGACACUCAAGGACUGCGACAAGUCCUCGAUGAGUGCAAACGACUGAAAGAAACAUCCGCUCACCUGUCACUAGGCGCACAUUCGGGUGAUGCAUUCGAUUUCGAGCCGUUCUCAUGGGUCAUGCCAUACGUCGCAAGACAUACGAUUCCCCCUCUUCUAACAUCGAUACCCCCUGAUAUUCGCUUGUCCAAGCAGCCUCUUUAUACCCGCCUGCCCGCAGCGAGCGCUGGGAUAUCCGGAAAUGAUAUCGCCGACAUCGAGCUUAUCCGCGAAGAUUGGAUGCGCAGGAGAGCGCAUGACGAGGUUCUGUGGUGCAGCGAGGAGACCGCGGGCCUGAAGAUCCGUAUUGGGACCUUCAACGUGAACGGAACGCUGCCUUCCCAAGACUUGUCCGCAUGGGUAGGCGGUCAGGUAGCUCGUCCGACGCCGACGAUCAUCCCACCCCUGAAGGAGGUAUCUCCGCUAAACAUGGAAGAGAUAAUCAGAAGCCCAUUGGAAGCGCUUCCUAAACCCGUUGUCCAAGAGGCCGGGGCGGACGCCGAAGUGCUGUCGCUAUCGACGCCCUCCGACACGAUGACUUUCAUAAACAUCGAUCUGGACGCGGAGUCGUCGGAGACGGCCGAAACCUUAGUUCGGACGCCAACCAAGAAGGUGCCAGAGGACCCCGCCGAUCCCGAUAUGCUCGUCUUGGGCUUCCAGGAACUCGACCUGUCCACUGAGGCUCUGCUCUACUCGACGAGCACCGCGCGAGAAGACGCGUGGUGCACUGCGGUUUUCGCAGGGUUAGGCGAGAAGGCGAUCCUGUAUGAGAAACUUACGUCGAGGCGGCUCGUCGGCAUGCUCCUUGUCGUCAUUGUGAAGAGGCGGCUAAGCCCCAAUUUCAGCGAUGUGCGCACGGCCUCUGUUGGUGCCGGAAUCAUGGGCAUAAUGGGUAACAAGGGCGCAGUCGGCGCUCGCUUACUCUUCACCCCGUAUCCUUCGGCGACAGCGGAACCGGGGUCAGAGAGCAAACCGGUGGCGGUCACGUUCGUCAACGCCCACCUGGCCGCGUUCGACGAGAUGUUCGACAAGCGCAACGCGGACUUCCACGACCUGUCGCGACGGUUAUACUUCGACUCGGCAACCGCCGCCGCCACCAUGGACGAGGGCCCCGCCACUGGGAGCUGGUAUACCCCCGAGCCGGGGCCGUUGACCAUCUUUGAAACGGACGCGCUCUUCUGGCUGGUGAAUCUGAACUACAGGCUUAACCUGCCCGACGCCGACGUCAGGAGCCUCCUCGCGGACGAGCAGCUGCGCGACGAGAACAUGUCAAUGUUACGAAGGUUUGAUCAGCUCGCGCUCGCGAAAAGGACUAGCAAGGCGUUCGACGAGUUCGACGAAAGCCCGAUCAGCCACCUUCCCUCGUAUCGGUUUAGCCCCGGUAUCCUGAGCGAUAGCCUAGGGUACGACACCAAGCGCAAGCCUGCAUGGACGGAUCGCGUCUUGUACAUGUCCUCGCCGGCAGUGAGGAUGAAACAGACGUCCUACGAAAGCCAUCCGACCAUCACCUUCAGCGACCACCGACCGGUGUCUGCGGAGUUCGAGCUAGAGGUCCCUCUCGUCAGCGUACCGGCGUAUGAAUCCUUCGUGCAACGCAUUUGGCGCGACGUGUCCGGGAUCGAGUAUGCGGAGUACCGGCCACGAAUACGCUUGUCGUCGACAAAUGUGGACUUCUCAAAGAUAGCGUAUAAGCGCGCGGUAACACGGACCCUGGAAGUGCAGAACGUUGGCGAAGUGUCAUGCAUCUUCCGUUUCGUCGGACAGUCGCCCAAUGCGCCCGCGUGCCCGAGCUGGCUGCGUGUCGAUGCCAUGACGGGCCUCGUACUGCCAGGCGAGACGGUGCAAAUAACUCUGACAGCUGACGUCGACGCCGCGCUCGCGUCGCAGCUGAACGUGGGACAGACCCGCCUCGAGGACACGCUCGUGCUCCACACUGCACACGGCCGAGAACACUUCAUCGCCAUCUCCGGAGACUACGAACGGACGUGUUUCGCGACGAGCAUGGCGUGGCUCGUACGCCUCCCGGGCUCCGUCAGGUCGCUCGCGAGCCCGAGCGACGUCCUGCCGGAGGAGCGCAGCGUCAACGCGCCGCGCGAGAUCAUGAGAUUGGUGAAUUGGCUGAUGAGUCAUGCGACCGAGACGCCCGGGCUGUUCGUGAGCAGGGGAAACCCAGAGGUCGUGCGACAAAUCCGAGAGAGCCUCGACACGGGCGAGGAGUUCUCCGUAGGCGGGACCGAGGGCGAUCCUGCGACCGCGCGUGCCUUCGCGGAUGCGCUUCUCCAGCUUCUCGACUCGUUGACAGAGCCCGUCAUCCCCGCUUCCCUGCACGCGAGGUGCGCCCAGAUGGCGGGCAGAGAUGAGGCGUUCGAGGUCCUCGACCAACUCCCGAUGGUGAACGUGAACGUCUGGAUCUCGCUCACCGCAUUCCUGCACUUCAUCGGUCAGCAGGACGGAGCCCCAGGGUAUGGCGAGCAGCUUGUCGCCGCGUUCGCACCCGUCCUCUUCCGCGACGAUUUAACCUCCGCGACGCCCGUCUCCGUUAUCGGCGGGCGGAACUUCCUGCGCUACUUCAUCGGGUGA